Messenger RNA from Hemicordylus capensis (graceful crag lizard), 4536 nucleotides. It is a transcript of the gene SNTG1, whose product is annotated as syntrophin gamma 1. Gene Ontology annotation, molecular function: protein binding; structural molecule activity. Lineage: Eukaryota; Metazoa; Chordata; Lepidosauria; Squamata; Cordylidae. The transcript is spliced from 23 exons. Gene Ontology annotation, cellular component: dystrophin-associated glycoprotein complex; intracellular anatomical structure. Bases 1634 to 3220 code for a protein of 528 amino acids. The record is from RefSeq and is a predicted model, not a curated record.
UUGUGCAACACGUGUUCGUUGAAACCAACUUCUGGGCUUGCUUCGCUCUUCCUGCCUAUGCAGCUUUUCGCUCCUCAUAAUAAAAAGCCCAGCUGACGAUGGAUCAUUUUCUUUCUUGUGCUCCGUUCUAGGUUAAUGAUUCCUAUUAAACGGAAUAUAGCUGAGCAGCUUGAUCUGUUUGGGAAGCAAGGAAGCCACGCCAAUAGGCCCGUACCCCCACAUUUGGGGAAGCGAGGAAGGAACACAUGGAAGUGAGGUCAGGUAGCUUCAGGAACGGCUGAAUAAGCGUCCAGGAGCGAAAUGCCAGGCUGUCGCAGAGAUGGCCCUUGGGUCAAAAGAUCCACGUGCUUUGGGCAAGCGGCAGGUCCCGUGGCGCCCGCUUUCUUAAGGCACAACACCGUUUGAAAACUUCCUUCCGUCCCAUCACCGCUGCGCUUUCCCGUGCAGGGCUAGGUUUGGAAAGGACCCUGCUGCGCCUUCCGGAUUGUCUUCCGAGCGCCUGCUCCACCUGCAGAGGCAUCAUCGCAAGGCAACGCGCUGCGAAGAGCCCGGCGCCGUUGAUCUAGGGGGAGGCACUGAAAGCGGAAAAGGCCAGGGCAAGGAAGCGAGGAGGGAGAGCGCGCUUUGCGCUUUGGUUACAGGUCUACGCCCGCAGGCAUGGACAACGCCUCUAGAACUGGGCAUCCAGUGGGAUGAAGCGCCGCUGCGGUUGGUGUCUCUAGAUCGGCUCGUUUCUCUCUGCUGCUGCUGAAAGGGCGAUCCUCUCUGCUAUCUGUUCAUUCCCCCGCCCACCCCUUUCCCUUUUUUGGAUGGACGCAAAGUAAUCUCUUCCCCCACCCCAUCCCAUGCAGCUACAAACAGCAGCCGUAGGAUCUCAUCCCUCCCCAGUUUGGAGAGCUCCACAGCGACUUCAAGCCGAUUCCUUUUGAAACAUCAAGAGUGCAACUUGCGUUUCCAAGCAUGGGCUAUGCGAUCAGAAGCCAGGGGCUGGCUCAUUUCCCCCUGAGCUUCGAAUAACUGAGUGGAUUGGAGAUAUUUGGGAAAUAAGUUUUCAGAGGUGACUCGAGGAGUUAAGUCCGGCGGUUCAGCACGAAACAGCAAAUGUCCGCCGUAUUCUUCUCCAGAAAGAAGCCUUUUUCAUCCAUUUUUAUUCGACUGUGGCACACCAAGGAAUGAAUAAAGACAGACGUCUGCACCUGGAAACAAGAGGCUGCUCUAUGCUUCUCCUCCCAGAAAUCCUUUGGCAGUUAGUCCACCAUCUCAUCUUGGGUGUCGGCAAGCAGAGCCUUGAUGUCUGGGACUGGCAGUAGAGUAUUGUUAAUGUGUCUGUUCAGCUGUACAGCUCUCUUAUCUGUUUUCAUCAAAGGAAGUAUUUGACUAAACAUAGAUUGAACAAAAGCCACCAAACACAUAUGGAGAAAGGAGUUAAUUCUUUGUGUUGCAUUUGGUGCUGCCGCCUCAUUUUACCUGUUGGAAAUAAUGCAUCCAGUUCCUCCAGUUCUUCUUUUCAACUUGGCUAUAAAGGAUCAAGAAGAAUCAUGACUGAAAGAGUCUGUGGAUGGCUACUAGCUUUGCUUUCAGCACCACUAUAUCAAGUCUUCAAGUGACAACUAUCAUUUUUGUGCCAUAGCACAUGGAUUUCAGGACUGCCUGUGAAGAGACAAAGACAGGGAUUUGCUUGCUGCAGGAUGGUAACCAGGAGCCUUUCAAAGUGCGGCUGCACUUAGCCAAAGAUAUUUUGACAAUUCAAGAACAGGAUGUGAUCUGUGUAUCUGGAGAACCUUUCUAUUCUGGUGAAAGAACUGUAACAAUUAGAAGACAAACUGUUGGGGGAUUUGGAUUAAGUAUAAAGGGAGGAGCAGAGCAUAAUAUUCCAGUGGUUGUUUCCAAAAUUUCCAAAGAGCAACGAGCGGAACUCUCAGGCUUGCUGUUCAUAGGAGAUGCAAUUCUGCAGAUUAAUGGAAUUAAUGUAAGAAAAUGCAGGCAUGAAGAAGUGGUUCAAGUCCUUCGGAAUGCUGGAGAAGAGGUGACCCUAACUGUGUCCUUUCUCAAAAGAGCUCCUGCAUUUCUCAAAUUGCCACUCAAUGAGGAUUGUGCAUGUAUUCCAAGUGAUCAAAGUAGUGGCACAUCAUCACCUCUGUGUGACAGUGGCUUACAUCUUAACUACCAUCCCAACAAUACGGACACACUUUCGUGUUCUUCAUGGCCUACAUCUCCGGGGCUUAGAUGGGAGAAGAGGUGGUGUGAUCUUCGAUUAAUCCCGCUCCUUCACUCUCGAUUCUCCCAAUAUCUCCCAGGUUCAGAUAUGUGCAGGCAAAAUGCAUUCCAGGUCAUUGCUGUGGAUGGCGUUUGCAGUGGAAUCAUUCAGUGUCUCUCUGCUGAAGACUGUAUCGACUGGCUACAAGCAAUAGCAACGAAUAUUUCCAACCUCACAAAGCACAAUAUUAAAAAAAUCAACAGGAAUUUUCCCGUAAACCAGCAGAUAGUCUACAUGGGAUGGACAGAAGAACGAGAACAAGACUCUCUUCAGGACCGAAUGUAUACACCAAAGUUUCUAGCAUUGAGGGGUUCUUCACUUUAUAAAUUUAUAGCACCUCCAGUUACUACGUGGGACUGGACACGGGCUGAAAGAACAUUUUCUGUAUAUGAGAUUAUGUAUAAAAUACUCAAGGACAGUGAUCUGCUGGACCGACGGAAACACUGCUUUGGUGUCCAGUCUGAAACUGGAGAGGAUCUCUACUUUUCUGUAGAAUUAGAAUGUGACCUCACACAAUGGGAAAAGGCUUUCCAAUCAGCAACAUUUUUAGAAGUGGAACGAAUACAGUCCAAGACAUAUGCCUGUGUUCUGGAGAGUCAUCUUAUGGGGCUUACCAUUGACUUUGGCAUGGGUUUUGUAUGCUUUGAUGCAGCAACCAAGGCUGUACUAUGGAGGUACAAGUUUUCCCAGCUUAAAGGGUCUUCAGACGAUGGCAAGAGCAAAAUCAAAUUUUUGUUCCAAAAUCCAGAUACUAAGCAGAUUGAAGCAAAGGAGCUGGAGUUUUCCAACCUGUUUGCAGUCUUGCAUUGUAUCCACUCAUUCUUUGCUGCCAAAGUAGCCUGUUUGGACCCUCUCUAUGUUGGUAGUCAAGCCACAGCUUCUUCUUCUGCUGCCGCUGCUGCUACCGCUACAGCUGCUGUUCCUGCAUCUUCUGGCACUAGCAAACUCAAGUUUAUGACUUGAUGUUUCCCAUUCCUGCACUUGCCACUUUCCAGGAGUACAUAACACUAUAUAUAAAUAUUCAUCAGACUAGUCCCUUGGAGAACAGCAGGCAUGAGGAACUCAAGAUAUGCGUGGCAGUUUCCAGCAGAGUAUGGUCACAUGGGAUCAUAUAUUAAAUCUCAAUUUUGCAAGGUGUCAGUAGACAAUCCAAGCAGUAAUCCCUGAAGUGGAUGAAAUGUUUUUAGUAUCAUCUGAUUGUGCUUGGAAUGACACGGAAGCAGAAGAAACAAAAACAAGUGACACAAUGCUCUACUUAAGUAUUUAAUACAAUUUCCAAGUCUCCAUAAUAAUACACAAAGAACUGCCAUUUUCUUGUUUCCAGGUGUUUUUAUAUGACAACUUACUGAGCUCUGGAUCUGAACUAAUGUCUUCUUGUUAUACAGUAAAUGACUUAAUGGAAAGCAAGAGGCAUAUGGCGCACUGCAGCAAGCAAGUGAACACAAAAAGAUGCUACUAUCUCUCCUUAGAAAAGAAGCACCUUAAAGCAUCAUUACAAAUUCAUGUUUGUGCUGUUUCAACAUUGAAUUAUGCUCUUUCUUUAUUUUGCUUUCAUUUCAUUUUUGUAAUAGUGAUGAUAAAAGUAUAGCCAUAUUAGUCCAACAGGUUUUUUUUAAGAAAAUAAACAUAACAAAGCCAUCUGCUACUGAAGCCUCUCCUACUUGAACCAGUUAGAACUAGUUCUUACAAGCAUCUUAUGAGGUAAACCUGUGUGUGGUGUGUACAACUUUAGACUGAGCAUGGGGCUCAGAAAAUUCAGUGUUCCUCUCUACAAACAAAAAUAUCUGCAGAAAAAUAGAUGCCAGCAAGACUGGUUUUAGCAUCAUCUUAUCCCUUACAUCCUACCUUUUGGUAUGUGAAUAUUUUUCAUGCAGGCACAUUUAAUCAUGUGUGUCCCAAUCUGCAGCCAGAAGUGGUACAGUCUACACAGAGUCUUACUGCUUCAUCUGCUGUUUGUGAAAACUAGGCCUUAACUCUGGAGCUGUUCCAUGGAGCUAACAGAAUUACAUGGAAGUAGUUCUAUUAGUUCUUACACAGAAGUUGUGGCUUCAUGGCCUUAAAUCCACAAAAUGUUUUCUUUCUGAUGAAUUUUUUCUUUUGUUAGUGAAAAUCUGCUAUAUGGUUUUAAUUAUGAAUUCAUUUAGAAGCCAAUAUUAAACAUGUUUCAUUAUGCUUUUUGUUCAGUUUUAUGGAGAAGUGUCUUAAUCUACCGGGCUUUGUUCUCCAAUCCCAAGUGUUAUAUUUUGUUACAGGCACAAUAAAGGUCACAUGAGACUUCA